UUUUUAAGUUUUGCCCAUGUGGUAACAUUCGCGAACCCCACAUUGACUUCCUUUCUCUCUUUUGGUCUUAAACGGAAGACUACCACGAUGCCUGCCAAAGGACCUUUGCAAGCCGUUCAAGUUUUUGGACGCAAGAAAACUUCAACUGCUGUUGCUCAUUGCAAGCGUGGAACUGGUUUAAUCAAGGUGAAUGGUCGCCCACUUGACCAGAUGGAGCCUGAAAUCCUUAGGGUUAAGCUCCAAGAGCCAGUUUUGUUGUUGGGUAAAGACAGAUUUGCUGGUGUUGACAUCCGUGUGCGCGUUAGAGGUGGUGGCCAUGUAGCUCAGAUUUAUGCUAUCAGACAAGCUAUCUCAAAAGCUAUUGUUGCAUACUACCAGAAAUAUGUUGAUGAAGCUUCAAAGAAGGAAAUCAAGGAUGUUUUGAUCCAGUAUGAUAGAUCAUUAUUGGUUGCUGAUCCUCGUCGCUGUGAGCCCAAGAAAUUUGGAGGCCCAGGUGCACGUGCCAGAUACCAGAAAUCUUACCGUUAAUUUAAACAAACAUGUGCGAGGUUUCAGAAUAAAGUUAUUAAAUUGUA
Messenger RNA from Physella acuta, 575 nucleotides. RefSeq names its product small ribosomal subunit protein uS9. Gene Ontology annotation, molecular function: RNA binding; structural constituent of ribosome. Gene Ontology annotation, biological process: translation; maturation of SSU-rRNA from tricistronic rRNA transcript (SSU-rRNA, 5.8S rRNA, LSU-rRNA). Lineage: Eukaryota; Metazoa; Mollusca; Gastropoda; Physidae. Gene Ontology annotation, cellular component: cytosolic small ribosomal subunit; ribosome. The record is from RefSeq and is a predicted model, not a curated record.